AUGAACGCAGAGGAGCAAAACAAACUGGGGUCGAGCUAACCGCCAUUGUGGCUCGCUAAGCGCGUCCUCGCUUCGUCAUGGCGGAGGGCAGCGGGAGCGUUAACCACGCCAUCCUCCCUCCGGGGGACCCUCAGCUUAUCGCGAUGAUCGUGGAGCACCUGAAGAACCGGGGCCUUUUCGACGAGUUCCGCCGGGACUGUUUGGCAGACGUUGACACCAAGCCUGCUUACCAGAACCUUCGCCAGAAGGUGGACAACUUUGUCGCGUCCCACCUGAGUACUCAGGACUGGAACCCGUCCAUCAACAAGAACCAGAUGAGGAACGGACUAAGACACAGUGUUGUCCAAUCUGGCAUGUUGGAGUCCGGGGUGGACAGGAUCAUCACGCAGGUCGUGGACCCAAAGAUGAACCACACGUUCCGACCGCACAUCGAGACCGCCAUCCACGACUUCCUGUCAGGGGAGAAAAGGGAGGACAGCAACACUGGCCCGGCCGAGCAGACGGAGCCGUGCGAGGGCCAGUCCGCCUCGGGCCCCAGGACCCCUUCGGCUCCGCGCCCGCGCACCGCACACGCCCCUCCCCUCCUCCCCACUACGCCCCGCGCAGACAUGAACACGCAUGCGCCGGCCGUGCUCCUGCUUCUCUGGCUCUCCGCGUGCGGACACCUGCGCGGCUCGGACAUGCGCGACGUCACGGACGACAGACACGCGGCCGACGCCAAACGUCGCCUCUCCCCGCAGAGCACAGCGGCCAUCCAGACGUGCCUGCUGGGUUCAGACGACGUGGGCUGCGAGACUUUCCAGUGCUUCAGCAACAACUCGUGCGAGAUCCACGGGCUGCAUCGCAUCUGCGUCACGCUGCUGCACCACGCGGGGAACUACGACUCACAGGGCAAGUUGUCGGUGAAGGAGGCGCUGCGGUGUCUGGCGCUGGGCCUCCGUCAGCGGUUCAGCUGCAUCAGUCGUCGCUGCGUGGCCGUGAAGGAUCUGCUCUUCUCGCUGCAGAGGGACUGCUUCUCCAAGCACCAGCUGUGUCUCACCGUGCGGGACCACCUGGACACAGUCAGCAGCCUGGUCCACUUCCACCUGCUCUUCCCCCCCGGACCGCAUGCUGAGCUGAUGAACUUCCUGUUGGAGUGCGGCGGCGACGUCCGGUCCUGGGUGGGCCGCCGCCUGCGGGGACAAUGUGAGCAGCACUGGGGGGCGCUUUGCGGCAGUUUCAGCCCCGCCUGUCUGGACGACCCACCCACCGGCACGCCAAGACCACCGGCCGUAGCGACCCAAGCGGCGGACAACGUGACAUGGUCCGGACUCAAUGCCACGGAGAACCCCUAACCUGUUUUUGUAUUUUUAUACUUUUUACAUUUUUUUAAACCAGGACAAAACUAUCUACCUCACCGCUAACCAGCAGGGGGCGCCAACACUCUUCACUCUUGUAUUUUUUUUUUAGUUUAUAAACCGGUUAUGUACGAGUCUUUUAAUGUAUUUUUCAUUUACGAGAAAUGUGACGUUUAUUUAAAUAAAAGCCAAACAAACAAA
Molecule: messenger RNA, 1538 nt
Organism: Entelurus aequoreus (snake pipefish)
Lineage: Eukaryota; Metazoa; Chordata; Actinopteri; Syngnathiformes; Syngnathidae
Product: stanniocalcin-2-like
Exons: 7
Coding region: 78-1334 (418 amino acids)
Cellular component (GO): extracellular region
Molecular function (GO): hormone activity
Source: RefSeq, a predicted model, not a curated record